Solenopsis invicta (red fire ant) is the source of this 1472-nucleotide messenger RNA. RefSeq names its product enkurin. The record is from RefSeq and is a predicted model, not a curated record. The coding region runs from base 67 to 609 and encodes 180 amino acids. Gene Ontology annotation, cellular component: acrosomal vesicle. Gene Ontology annotation, molecular function: calmodulin binding. The transcript is spliced from 3 exons. Lineage: Eukaryota; Metazoa; Arthropoda; Insecta; Hymenoptera; Formicidae.
GUCCUUGUGUGUAUAUACAUAAAUUAAUUAGAGUUUGGUCGAAGUCGCCCACAUAUACGCGCGAGGAUGAUCGGCAAAAUGGCGGAUCCUUUGGAAAAAUUGGUCGACACACGGGAAAUAAAUUUCGUUAAACAGAAUAUCCUUUGUGUGAAACGUUCUUAUCCGAUAGAGCCCAAACAGCGGUCCGUCGACACUCGGCAUGGCGAUACGUAUGAUUUAAAGAAGAGCGGAUUACUUCCGGUUUAUGUUCAUAAGAAAAAUUAUGGAAAAAUACCGAGAUUCAUCGCGGUUAGCGCAACAGCCGAUGUGAGGGUAGAAACAAAUAUAGCUGAACAACUUAAUGGAGAUAAAAUACCAAAAGUGUCGACGUGUCGAUACAUUGACAAGGAGGAGCGUAAGAUACUAUUAGAUGGUAUGAAGCAAAAGUGGAAGGAAGCGAUGAAACAAUUCCAGGGGUUACCGUUUCUCGCGGACACGUUACCGAAGGCGCAAAAGAAGGCGAGAAUGGAACGCGAGUUGCAACAGCUCGAGAAAGACAUAGCGAUUAUCGAGCAGCAUCCGCACAUAUACGUUUAUAAUGACACAACGCACAAUGUUGACGCGUUGUAACGCACGACGUAUUAAAAUCUAAUAAUGAUAGUAACCUUGAUGAAAAAUUUUCUCAAAAUUUGUUAUACAAUUUUUCAGAAUUUUUAUAUAAUUUUUAUGUAAAUAUCAGAAUUUUUGCAUAAUUUUACAACUUUAAAUUAAAUUCUUUCAUUGGAACACUUUAACUGAGAAAAUCUACUUUAUAUAUGAAGAAUUCUUCAUAUACGUAUAUAAAUUUUGAAAUAUUUAAAAUUUCUUUUAUUAUAAUUUUUAACUAAAUCUUAUAAAAUUUAGAAAAGUUUAAAGCAAUUUAGGAAUUAUAGAAUAAGAAAUUUUAAAAAUCUUAGAUUUCAGAAUUUACAUAUUUAUGAAAAAUUCUAAAAAAGAAGAUGUAGACUCUUUUAUUAAUAUUUUGAAAAGUGUUUCAAUUCAUUGAAAAAUUCUGAAAAAAAAUUUUACUAAAAUAUUUAAACUCUUGAAAUGCUUAUGAAUUGUAUGUGAUAUAUAAAAAUACGUAAAAAGUUAAUGUAGUGCAAUAAAAGAACCGUUUUUUAUGCGUGAACAAAAAAAUAACCCUCAGAUUUUUAUUGUAUCUUUUUUUAUCUUUAUUGGCAAUGUUUUCGAAUUAAUCAGAUUUUUUUUGAGAAUUUUGCGAUAUAUUGUAAAAAGAUAAAAUGCAUAUCUUUAUUUCAUACAGUAUAAUAAGCAAUGAGCACAAAGUUCAGUCUUGAAGACUCAAUGAAAUUUUAAUAUAAUAAUAUAAGGCAAGAAAAUAUUGAAAUUUAAAAAUUAAUAAAUCGAGUAAAUUUAAAGGCAUCGAAUUAAUUUAUACUGUUGUAAAAUGUAUCUUUAUAUAAUACUUAUAAAUAAUAUUACUAAAUAAA